Messenger RNA from Funneliformis mosseae, 2499 nucleotides. The record is from the annotation of a GenBank genome assembly. NCBI's taxonomy places the organism in Eukaryota, Fungi, Glomeromycota, Glomeromycetes, Glomerales, Glomeraceae.
AUGACGCAAUUGAAUGAACCUCGAAUCAGAGGUUUGGGAACCCUUCAUGUUAUUCCGGAUGAUAUAUUUUCAGAACAUGUUUUGACCAAAUUAUCCGAUCAGGAUUUAGCUCAUUGUGCUCGAGUAUCCCGUUUUUUUUACGUAUUUUCGCGCGAUGAUCAGCUCUGGAAAAAGCAUUGCUUGGAUAAAUGGGGUAGCGAUCAUGGAGUCAUGCAAAAUUUUAUGUAUCGUGGAACUUGGUUGCUUACUUAUUUAUUCCCAACCAUGUUGAACGAAAUUGACGAGGCAAAGGUUUGGGCACAUCCAUUAUGUCGACUUUUACAAUUUCCUGAAAUUACGAGUCAUUAUCUAUAUGCAAAAUGGUGUCGUUGUAAUAUGUUUCUUGGCAAUUUUGUACCGACACAAAAUUCUUCAUCAGACUCGAAAAUUUCUAUAGAAAAUGGAAUGGAAUUGACAAAAGAAAAGUUUGAGAAUUUAUAUGAUGCACAGUCAGUUCCAGCUUUGAUAAGAAAUGAUGGUGUUGAAAAGUGGAAAGCUUGGACUGAUUGGAAAUGGGAACCCCUAUUAAACAAGUAUGGUAAGACCAUAUUCCGAGUAGCUAAUGAAAGAGGAGGAAGACAUCGAUAUCUACCGAUGUCCUUAGAAUCAUAUGUACGCUAUAUACGUUUACAACAUGACGAAACACCUUUAUAUAUUUUUGAUGCUAGCUUCGCUGAUAAAGAGCCGGAAAUGGCUGAUGCAUACGAAGUGCCAAAGUAUUUCAAAGAUGAUUUUUUUUCUGUUUUAUCGGAUAAAAGACCACCAUAUCGAUGGGUUAUAAUCGGUCCUGCAAGGUCAGGUGCGUCUUGGCAUGUUGAUCCCGCUGGAACAUCAGCUUGGAAUAUAACCAUCGAAGGAAGGAAACGUUGGGCAUUGUAUCCACCACACAUUUUUCCUCCAGGGUUAAGCGUAUCUCGAACUGGUAAUAACGGUCAUCAGUCACUAUAUAAUACUGAUAUACUUGAUAAUGCAAAGGAUUCAGCAACUUCUUUAUUUUGGUUCCUUGAAGUUUAUCCUCAAUUACCACCGGAAAUGCGACCACUCGAGAUUAUACAAGAACCCGGGCAAACUAUUUUCAUUCCAAGGCCUUUCUUUAUAUUAACAGUCUUCUUUUCUUGGUUGACGAUUUAUAGUGGUUGGUGGCAUAUGGUCAUUAAUAUUGACGAUACCGUUGCAGUUACUCAAAACUUUGUCAAUAUUCAUAACCUUGAACAUAUGUGGGAAACUUUUCAUGAAAAAAUGCUAAAAACUUACCCUUAUCUUGAACCAUUUAUUGCGCGUAAAGUCUCUAUAUUUUCAGAUACAACUGAUGAUCCGGUUAUAAAAGAGGAAGGAUUUACUUCCAGAAUGGAUUUUCUUGAGGGAUUCCGAGAUAUAAAUUAUUGGCAUCCUAGAGUAAUUGAUAUAUUGGAAAGAUGUUCGUUAGAUAAAAAUGUUCCGAUAGAAGUUAUUUCACACGGACAGAAUCCAGUUUUCCGAAGUCCUACAGCAAUAAUAAAAUUUUAUUCUCAUAUAUUUAAUGGAGUCAAAACUUUUAACGCCGAAAUUCAGACUUAUUCUAUAAUUACUGAUCAUAUUCCCGAGAGAUAUAAAGGAUAUUUCUCGAAAAUUUUAGGGUCAGGUUAUUUAUUUAAUGAAAGCAUCGAAAGAAAUUAUAGAUGGCCUUACAUUGUAUUUGAAUCCGCCACUGAUGGUGGAAUAAGUCUCGCUGAAGUUAUUGCUGGAGGUGGUUCGAGUCCGAGUAAUGAAGUGAUCGACUUUUCUGUUGAAAUACUUCAUGCUUUACAUAGUUUACCAUCCGCUUGUAUUCCGGAAAAUACGAAGGGAACAACGCCUGAACAUCCAUUUCAUCAAUUUAUUCAACUUCAAAUAUCACGGGCAUCGAAAGUUCAUUCUGGAUGGUUGAUAUUUCCACUUCAUUUAAUUUCACAAAUUUCCUCAUAUUUACCAUCUUCAUCGUAUGAAUUGCAUAAUUCGGAACUUGAUGGACCACUAGCAGGUAUCUUACAUGGUGAUUUGAAUGCCGAAAAUAUAUUAGGUGUCGUUUUACCCUCCGCGGAUUCUUCAAACAACCUUGACCAUAAUCAUCAAGAGCAUCGUAAUAAUUGUUCAGAAGAUGAUGAUGACGAUGAGCUAUUGGGUUAUUGGACACCUACGACGAUCAUCGAUUUUGGUGAUUCGCAAGUAUAUGGAGGUGAUCCAUUGUUCGAUUUGAUACCAAUUUAUAUUUCAGUAUUAAGAUGUUCAAAAUUAUUGUUGAAGGGAUUCAUAGAAAAAUAUAAUAAUGAAAUCGGAGGUAAACAAAAAAUAUCGUUAAGAAUGUUUAAAAGAAGAGCAAUGUGGUACACUUUAUUAUGGGAAUUUGAAGGAGCUGUGAGGUAUUUAAUUGGUCAUUUUCCUAAUGUUAGAGAAUGUAAAAAUUGGGAAGAAGUUGAAGAUUUGGUGUGGGGAAUUGAAUAA